AUGGCUGGACGCAAAGGCGCAUACAGUAUUCUAAAGGGAAUGAACAUGAGUGUGCCGGGAGCGAUGCAUGCGGCCGAUACGGCAUCAGGCCAGCAGACUAGUACAGGCGUGCCCCAAAGUACACCGAUCAAGGUUACGUCAUCAAUACGGUUACAGCCUGCCAAAUCCACAUCAGGAAUUCAGCUACAACAAGUAUCAGCUCCCCAAGGAGAAGGACAGUUCCAGAAUUUGGGAUCCAGUAUAAGGGCACAGGUGCCGGAUCAAACUUCCGCAAAUAUGUCCUCGCAAAAAGUUACUAAAAUUUCUGUACAGCAUCAGAAGUCUGGGCAAAGCAGGGUGCAACAGUCGACACCACAGUUUCAGCAGUCUACACCACAGUUUCAGCAGUCGACACCACAGUAUCAACAAUAUACACCACAAUUUCAGUCGUCUCCGCAACAGUUUCAACAGUCCACGCCUCAGUAUCAACAACCUGCAUCCCAGUUUCAACAGCCAACUCAGCUUACACAAUCCUCCAAGGGCACUCCUGUACAGAUCCAACGACAAUCAGCCAUUCAUCAAAGGACUAGUCAGAUGCAGUCAAAUGUGGUGCCUAAUCAGUACCAGCCAGUCCAUCAACAACAACAGCCACAAACGACAACAGUCAGGCUCCAACAAAGCAAUCAACAAUCAACUGGUUAUCCAAACCAACUUUUGGGCCAACAGGAACUAGGCUGGGGACAUGUAGAAUUCGAGCCGGUAAAACAACAACCAAGACAAAGGCGAACACGACAACAGCAGGCGCAGCCUCAACAGCAAGCUUCAAAUUUUCAACGCGACUCCGGUGAAACUGAUUUCAGUUUCCCUCCCGUAUCGAGCCUUUCAAAGCAGUUUCAGGAAGGUAAACCAACACCAAUACAUUACGAUAACGAAGCAGCAAGUGAUCAAGACUACAUCGGGUCACAACAACAACAACAGUUUCAGCCAAGCCCUUCAUUUGGAUCCCAGUAUUCACAACCAACAGCGGUAGAUGGUCCGAAACCUUCUAGACAGCAACCUAAACAGAAAUGGCAACCAAAGCAGCAAUCAUCAGAGCCAACAUUUGGAACCCAGUACACAGCUGCUAGUCCUAAAGUACAAAGAUGGCAACCACCGCAGGCAACACAGCAACCAACUUCUGAACCACAGAGUCAGCAGUAUCAACCUUGGCAACAGCAGCAACAACAACAACCACAAAAACAGCCGUGGCAACAGCAACAACAGCAGCCUCCAGCAGCUCAGUCUUUUGGAACUCAGUUUACACCGGCUAGCCCAAAACCACAACGAUGGCAACCAAAGCAAACAACGCAACAAUCAACAUCUGACACACCAAGUCAACAGUAUAAGCCUUGGCAACAACAACAACAACAACAGCCCCAGCAGCAACCAUGGCAACAACAGCAACCUUGGCAACAACAACAACAGCAGCAACAACCUAAGAGUUCUUUUGGGACAUCUUUUCAGCAAGAGCCGAAGCCGACGCCUUCAUUUGGAAGUCAGUUUGGUCAACAAACCACCACUGGAAGUCCUAAACCUAAAAAACAACCAUCCCAGCCUCAACCGGCGGUGCCAUCAUUUGGAACAGCAUAUGGCCAAGCGGCUGUGGUCAGCAGUCCUAAACCAAAACGUCAAGCGUCUCAACCACAGCCUGCUGUGCCAUCGUUUGGAACUCAGUACGGCCAACCUUCUGUAGGUAGUCCUGCUGCCAGACGAACACCAUCACAACCUCAGGCCGCAGUCCCAUCAUUUGGUACACAAUACGGUAGUCCAAAGACGUCCCGGCCUACUUCAUACGGAAGUCAGUAUGAUCAAGAAGGCGACCAAAGCCAAGUCCAACCAGCACAACAACAACAAACGCCAUCAUUUGGAACUGCGUACAGCGCUAGUCAGCAACCUGCCGCACCAUCAUUCGGAACACAGUUCACAGCCAAGGGAAAACCACCUGCAACAUCAGAGAGCCCCAGAUCCGUCCCCAGCCAUCCAGCCGCACACGGAAUUUAUUACAUGGACGCUGGGAAAACAUCAGGUCAGUACGGCCAAGCAACAGGAGCGAAGAACGUGCAACAACAACAGCAACAACAACAAAAGACUAGUCAAUUCCAGGGAGGCCAGUCAUCUCAAGGCCAGUAUAAACAGAACGUUACAGCACAUAGUGACAAAGGACCAGCUGGAACUCGCCAAAGCCAGCAAACCAGCAGUGUUAGUUCCUCAUUCGGAGUUCAGUUUGUACCAAAAGACGAGAGCAAAGCAAAAUCGGAACUGGAGAUGAAACGGAAACAGAUUGUUCAGCAGCAAGAUGUGGGUACCCAGUUGACCUUCGAGGACAUCAAAAACCGCGUGGCCAAAUUACGCACAGAUUUGUUCAACUCACGAGACGAAAACCAAGAACUACAAGACGAGAUGAGAAACCUUAACAACAUCAUGAGCGAGAUUUUUGGGCCAUUUACCCUUCGAGAAGUUGUUCAUUACAUAACCUGA
Liolophura sinensis is the source of this 2496-nucleotide messenger RNA. RefSeq lists its product as uncharacterized. The transcript has 2 exons. Bases 1 to 2496 code for a protein of 831 amino acids. The record is from RefSeq and is a predicted model, not a curated record. Lineage: Eukaryota; Metazoa; Mollusca; Polyplacophora; Chitonida; Chitonidae.